Akanthomyces muscarius is the source of this 606-nucleotide messenger RNA. RefSeq lists its product as uncharacterized. The coding region runs from base 1 to 606 and encodes 201 amino acids. Gene Ontology annotation, molecular function: proton-transporting ATPase activity, rotational mechanism. The transcript has 4 exons. NCBI's taxonomy places the organism in Eukaryota, Fungi, Ascomycota, Sordariomycetes, Hypocreales, Cordycipitaceae. The record is from RefSeq and is a predicted model, not a curated record. Gene Ontology annotation, cellular component: proton-transporting V-type ATPase, V0 domain. Gene Ontology annotation, biological process: proton transmembrane transport.
AUGGGUCUUUACUAUGGAAUAGGCGGCCUAUGGUCUUUUCUGAUCGUUGUCGGAUUAUAUAUGCUUUUCACCGGCAGUGGUGAAUCCUUCAAUGUCGGAGCCUUCCUCGAAAGCGUCUCUCCCUUCACAUGGGCCAGUGUGGGUAUCGCUCUCUGCAUCGGCUUAUCGGUAGUUGGCGCGGCUUGGGGUAUCUUCAUCACCGGCUCUUCAAUUCUCGGCGCAGCUGUCAGGGCCCCUCGAAUCCGAACCAAGAACCUGAUCUCGAUUAUUUUCUGCGAAGUCGUCGCCAUCUAUGGCGUUAUCAUGGCCAUUGUCUUUUCCUCCAAGAUCGAGAACGCUGAGGGCGCCCAACUAUACUCAGCCGAUACGUAUUAUACUGGAUUCGCUCUUUUCUGGGCCGGUCUUACUGUUGGUCUGUGCAACCUCGUCUGUGGCAUUGCCGUUGGAAUUAACGGUAGUGGUGCGGCUCUUGCCGAUGCUGCCGAUGCCACGCUGUUCGUUAAAAUCCUAGUCGUCGAGAUUUUCAGCUCCGUCCUCGGUCUCUUUGGUCUCAUCAUCGGCCUUCUUGUUGCGCAAAAGGCACCACAAAUCGGCAAGAGCAUCUGA